This is a messenger RNA of Rotaria sp. Silwood1, 1323 nucleotides long. Lineage: Eukaryota; Metazoa; Rotifera; Eurotatoria; Philodinida; Philodinidae. The record is from the annotation of a GenBank genome assembly.
AUGAGUAAUCUAAUGGAAGAAGAACAAUCUCCACAAAUCGUAAUUAUUGGGGGUGGACCAGUUGGUUUAUUUACAGCUGUUCAAAUAAAAAUUCUUUUACCACAAGUAAAUCUGGUUAUCUAUGAGAAGCAUCAACAAUAUCAACGUAAUCAUGUUCUUCGUUUAAAUAAAAUGAGAACAUUUUUUGGUUUACCUCCAUCGCUAUUAUUGAAAAAUAUGAUUGACAAUUUACCAUCUGUUGUACGAACAAGCAUGUUGGAAUCACAAUUAUUAGAAUUAUCUAAACAAUUGCAAAUUCCUAUUGUACAUAAGAAUAUAGAGAAUUUAAAUCAAUUUUCUGAUUCUCGAGUGAUCAUUGGUGCCGAUGGUUCUCAUUCCAUUAUUCGUCAACUUGUAUUUAACAAUAAAAUGGAAUAUGAAAAAGUGUUAAAAUAUGUUGUAGAAAUAAAAUAUGAAGUUAAUGGUCAAGGUCAAAAAUUAGAUUUUAUAAAAUAUCAAUAUCGAACACAGAAACAAUUAAAAUAUCUUGUUAAUGAACAUAUUGGAACUCAAAAAGAGAAUCGAACACCAAUAACAUUACAUUUAUUAAUUGAUAAACAAAUCUAUGAACAAAUGAAAUCAGCGACAUUUAAACAACCUUAUUAUUUACAUAGUCAUCAACACCUCAUACCUAAAGAUUUAUUAGAAACAAUAACAAUUUGGUUUAAUGUUAAAAAAGAAUAUGCUAAUGAACAAAGAAUAGAAAAUUCAGAAAAAAUCACCUGUAUUGUUCUAGCAGUGUAUCAAUCAUCCGAAUUUGUAUAUUAUAACGAAGAGAAAAAACAAUAUACAUGUUUAGUAGGUGAUGCAGCAUUUGGUGUACCAUUUUUUCGAUCAUUAAAUAACGGAAUUAUGUGUAGUAAAAAAUUAUCAUUAUGUAUUCAAUCAUGUUUUAGUGAAUAUUCUUCUCAAACAUAUCGUAGUGGUGAUUUAUUAACCAAUUUAAAAUUUGCAUUAAAAAAAACAAAGAAUGAAUUGCAUUAUCUUAUUAAUUGGAAUAAACCAUUAAAUGCAUAUAAUCAAUAUGUUCAUGUAUUAGCGAAUCUAGAAGUAAUAUUUGCAGAAAAAAAAGCUACACUUUUAUUUGCAAGGGAGGUGGUGAAUAAAAUUACUGGAACUGCUCCAUGUCAAGUCAAUAAAUGGUCACCAUCAAAAGUAGAGAAAUUUAAACAAACGAAGAAUGAUAACAAUGAAUCUGAAAUAAUAAUGAAUGAUGAUGUGGACACAAUGGAAAUGGAUGACGAAAAUUAUGAACUUGUGCAAGAAUUUGAUUUGGUAACAUAG